AUGUAUGAUAUUUUCGGCAAGUACGGUGCUAUCCGUCAAAUUCGCAUCGGCAACACCCCUGAAACAAAAGGAACUGCUCUGGUUAUCUAUGAAGACAUUUUUGACGCUAAGAACGCUUGUGAUCACCUCAGUGGCUUUAACGUUUGUAACCGAUAUCUCGUAGUUCUGUACUACCAGAGAAACAAGCAAUUCAAGAAAACUGAUGUAGACAAAAAGAAAGAAGAAUUAGAUCGAUUGAAGGCAAAAUAUGGAUUAAAUACUCCGAAAAUGAAAUGA
Molecule: messenger RNA, 276 nt
Organism: Schistosoma bovis
Lineage: Eukaryota; Metazoa; Platyhelminthes; Trematoda; Strigeidida; Schistosomatidae
Source: the annotation of a GenBank genome assembly